Molecule: messenger RNA, 1922 nt
Organism: Dreissena polymorpha
Lineage: Eukaryota; Metazoa; Mollusca; Bivalvia; Myida; Dreissenidae
Exons: 5
Coding region: 225-1073 (282 amino acids)
Biological process (GO): immune response
Cellular component (GO): membrane
Molecular function (GO): receptor ligand activity; tumor necrosis factor receptor binding
Source: RefSeq, a predicted model, not a curated record
AUUUCAUUUCGCAAUAAAAAGUUUAAUCUUGCAAUAGGCACUGUGUUUACAUUCAUAAUUGGGUCGUAGUUCAGACUACAUAUGACACGAACAUGUUGAUAUGCAAUUAUCAAUAGAUAAUAUGUUUGCUUACACUGUAAGUAAAAAAUCUUCCAAAGAAAUGUAACUAUGUGAACCGGUAGUUGCAAUCAGGGAAGAGAUUAAACGUGGUGCUCGGAUUAAACAUGUUUGACCACCAAGACAACAUUGGAGAGUGCUUUCAGAAAUCAAAAGUGACCAUAACAUGUAACUGUCGUCAAUGGUAUAUGAGGACAUGUAUAAUAAUCACGGUGUUUGGAGUGUGUGUGAUCUGUUGGUGCGUUUAUUGCACGAUACUCAUCGUGAGACUGACUCAAGAACUGGAUGAUCUGCGGCAGUCACGUGACCGAGUACGUCAUGUUAACAUUCCAAGUAACGGUGUCAACAGUUACCCCGCUCCUGAAGUCGGACUGGGUGAUCUGGGUGUUGUUGACUCCCAUCUUUACGUCGAGCGGACCCUCAUACAUCAAAGGGUGAAACGAAGUAAAAAGGACAAUCAAAAGUCUACUAAGAUGCGGAAAGAAAAGAAAGAAAAAAAGAAAAAGACCUUGAAGUCAGCGCAUUUUAUUCCCCGCAGCGGACUUCAACCACAACAUGAACACAACUAUAAUUCUACCAUCGAAGUGUUCCGGCUGGCACCUUGGUGGGUGACGACGGAUAGCCCAUUUACCGUUGCAGAGCACGGCAAGUUUAGGGUGGACUAUACAGGAACAUAUUUAAUCUACGCACAGGUGCUGUAUAAGCACGCGCUUCCCUUCGCGUCCCUUGGCGUGGUUCAGCACCGUCCCGAUACCCCCCGAGACAUGCUGCAGAGCAUCUACUGCAGACAGGAGAUCCCCACGGGACAGGGCCGCCAGCUGAGCAACACCUGCACGCUGACCGCGCUAUUUCAGUUGCAAAAGGACGACUACAUAACGCUAGAGAAUUUUUACAUUGAUCCUGAAAUAACGUACAGUGUCAAUUCGACAUACUUCGGGGCGGUAUUACUGUCCUAGUGACAGCAUACAAAGAACAUAUGUGCACAUAUAGUAUAUUGUUUUGUUUAUUAUACACCGUUAAUGUGUGAUGAAUGCUCUGCAAAUUCAUCAUUAUUGUAGACCGUAUUAUUCGUAUAAAAAGUUCUUUUUACAUGAACAAGACAUCGGCUGUGAUCACUUUGAUAGUCAAUCGACACGGUUUAGGUUGAGUAUACUAUGCGAGGUUUACAAUGUACGCUUACGACACACCUUCUGGUAUUGUAAUGUCAUACAUUGACGCUAUUUAUACUCUCUAAACCUGUGUAAACUGUUGGGAAUUCCCAUUGGUUAGUUUCAGUUUAUAUAGAGCUGACUGCGCUGAAAUAAAUCGGGUAUGGGUCAUUAGACCAGUUUCACAUUAAGAAUGAAUUUCUUUCUGUCGGCCUAAAACCCAGAGUUUCACAUUAGAGCUUAUAUAUGGUACAUUUGAGAAGCGCUUCCAUUACAAACGUAUUGCUAUUGAUCAGGUGCUGUGGUCGGCAUUUCAACGGGAAAGGUGAGUGUUGCGUAGUUUCUUCCAUUAAAUUUAUCGGGAUAAGAGUCUUAUUUCAAAAGAGGAAUCCGCAAAUUGAGGGCUGUAGUAAGUUGUGAGUAAAUGACAACUGAUUUUUCCAAAAGUUUCUUGAAAAUAAUGUACGCGUCAAUUUAACUCGACAAUAGAAUAGAUCGCAAGUGCUUGUGCUGUUGAUAUCUUGUUCAAAAAGGCACUUGUUUGCACAUGUUAGUUAUGCUGGAAACGGUGUAUUCGCUAGCAAAUCUUCAUUAUGAAUUAUUAAUUUAUUUUAUAUACAUGUAAUUAUAAUUUCAAAUUAAAAAGAAAGAGAACAA